This is a messenger RNA of Dendronephthya gigantea, 3643 nucleotides long. RefSeq names its product receptor-type tyrosine-protein phosphatase N2-like. Lineage: Eukaryota; Metazoa; Cnidaria; Anthozoa; Malacalcyonacea; Nephtheidae. Gene Ontology annotation, molecular function: protein tyrosine phosphatase activity. Bases 99 to 2858 code for a protein of 919 amino acids. Gene Ontology annotation, cellular component: secretory granule. The record is from RefSeq and is a predicted model, not a curated record. Gene Ontology annotation, biological process: protein dephosphorylation. The transcript has 22 exons.
CAAAGGCUUGAUUUCGGAAGAAAUACUGCCAACAUGAAAACAAGAUCUUCAAAGGGUUAAAAUGGGUUUUAAAAAAUGGGAUUUUUAAUGGAUAUCAGAUGGAAGAGAUUCAAGUAUUACCAGUAGUGAUAAUAGUGUUUAUAAUUCAACUUUCUGAUGCUGAAAUUUUAAAUAACGGAGCUAUCGGUUGUUCACUGGUUGAAAAUCUGUGCCGAUACGAUGAAUUCUGUAACGAAGGUGAACGUUAUCCAUACGGAAAGUGCAAAAAAUUAAAUUUCCGGAAAACGUCAGGACAUAUUACUAGCAAACGAAAUGAGCACCACAGAAAUGGCGCAGGUCAGAAUGGAAAUGCUGACCAAAAUGAUUGGCUUGAUAAUACAAAAUAUGACAUGACGUACUUCAGGGGCGAUGGUUCCGCUAGGAUAAUUUCUUCCAGUGAACGUGCAAAAGAAAUUUUUAGGGACGAUUUUUUGCGCAACAAUGACAAGGAGAUGCGUGAAAAUAGCGCAAGUCUCAGUGAUACCCCAAACGGCUUGUUCGAAAAUGGCAAAUAUGAUAUGACUCACUUUUCUGAGAGCGAUGUUGAUGCUUUGUCACACGAGUAUAGAUCCAGCAAAGUUAAUAGAGAUAAAAAUAAAGAAAGUUUAUCUAGGAAUUUAGAUUGGCGUGGUGGAGAAUUAGAAGAAGAUCGACCUAAUGAAGAUAUUAUACACAACCUUGAGAAAAAGAUAACAGCUGAAUAUGGCGAUGGUACAGGCGGUGUUUGGCCUCCGAUUGCAAUUCCUUUAAAAAUACCAGAUAACGAGCAACGGGAAGUCAAACACCGCAAACAAACCAGAAAUCUACAACCGAUUGAGACACGAGAUUCGAAAUCUAGCAAUGAGGAGAGAGAUAUGAAGAGAAAUACUCACUCAAAAAACGACGAGUCUCUGGAUUUGGACAUCGAGAUGAAACCUUUAACAGAAUCGGACAGCAAGUAUUUUGACGAGAAUAAGUCAAAACUUAGCUCUAUACCAAAAACCCCAAGCAAAGAGUCCACCCAAAAAAUCGAACACGUUCAAACAAAUAUUGUUAGCGAGUCAGCUUCAAAGAAAACGAAAGUUGGUGUUCUUGUCGGUGGAAAACUGGACCAAACCAAAGCGGAAAUUGUUCAGAAUAACAGCGAAGAUCCAACAUAUGAUAAAGUCAAAGACUUCUUCAAAAGUCAACAAGUCAGUUCAAUCGUUGAUGCACCGUCGGCUGAGAAGAAAGGUGUGAAGUUGUACAACAUUCCUCAUGGUAAAGAAACUCAAGAAAACGUUAAACGAAGUUCUAUACCUCAGCCUGUUGUUCAUCCUGACCGUAUAAGAUUGGAUCUAAAAGAGAGAUUGAACCCAGACAAAGCCAGUGAUUUGUUGGGUGCUCUUCAAGAUUUGCUUUGGGGCGAUGAGGACGGUCGUCAGGACGUGUUUACUUCAGUAGCAACGGAUGAGAAAACAGUUUUAUUUCAUUUGCUUAAUAACACAACAAGCAACGGAGUAAAACCAGCUCAUGUUGUGCAGAGGAUUAAUAAAGAUAAAUCAGUGAAAGACGGUCUCAAGAAAGCUGUUGGUGUCACUGUUUUAGCUGCGUCACUUGAUUCCAAGGGAGGUGAAAAGACAAAGAAAGACGACGAUAACGACGAUCAUAAAUUCAUGGUGACUACUCUAAUUGUAGCUGGAUGUGUCUCUGGCAUUUUGCUUGCUUCAGUGUGCAUAUUCAUCAUUCUGAGAAGAACAAGCAAAGAUUACCCAAGAUGGGUUCCAAAACAACCUGGUUAUGAAGCAGCUUCAGACUAUCAGAGCCUUUGGCGCCAGUUGAAACAAGCGACCUGGGAGUCACCCAUCCAGACUACUUCAGUAGCUCAUUCCGAUGAUGGAGCUCAGAAAGACACACCUGCUAACAAGGGAGUUCCGCCAAAAUAUUCCUGGAGCGAAGAACCUGUCGAUACAAAGAUGGAUAUCUCAACAGGACAUGUUGUAUUGGCGUACAUGGAAGAUCAUUUGAAGAACGAGAAUAGGCUUUCUAAAGAGUGGGAGGAUUUGAGUGUCUACGAGGCUGAACCUGACAGCACUGAUGUUGGUAAAGAUCCAAAAAAUAGCAAGAAAAACAGAUACAGUGAUGUAUUGCCGUAUGAUCACAAUAGAGUGAAACUUCGAGAUACAUCAAAUGCCACUGGAUCAGAUUACAUCAACGCUAGCUAUAUAAUCGACGAUGAUCCUCGUAAUCCAGCUUACAUUGCUACGCAAGGUCCUUUGGCAAGUACUGUGGCAGAUUUCUGGCAGAUGGUUUGGGAACAAGGUGUUGUGAUUAUUGUGAUGUUAACGAAGUUGGCAGAUCUGGGACUGCCGCAAUGCCAUAGAUACUGGCCACAGAAAGGACCCGAGGUGUAUCAUAUAUAUCAAGUUCAUUUGAUAUCAGAACACAUCUGGUGUAGCGAUUAUCUAGUUAGAAGUUUUUAUCUAAAAAAUGUCCAGACUGAUGAGACAAGGACUGUUACACAGUUUCAUUACUUAACGUGGCCGCAUCUUGGUAUUCCAUUCUCGUCAAAACCACUUUUAGAUUUCAGAAGGAAAGUUCUAAAGUGUUUCCGAAGCCAAUCAUGUCCAGUGGUUGUUCACUGUAGUGGUGGUAUCGACCGAACUGGCACAUACAUUCUUAUCGAUAUGGUUCUUAGUAAGAUGUCAAGAGGAACAAAAGAAAUUGAUAUUGCCGCAACUUUGGAACAUUUACGAGAUCAAAGACCUCAGAUGGUUAAAACUAAGUCCCAAUUUGAGUUUGCCUUGGCCUCAGUCGCUGAAGAAGUAAAUGCAAUUCUUCAGGUCCUGACGAAACACUAAAUGCAAACGAACAGAGCGUUGGCAAAUCAUAACAAUGUUGUUGUUGGUGUUUAAACUCAAAAAAGGUGUCAUUUCACAGUCUGCUUGCAGUAUAUAUAAUGUACAUGCAUGCAUGCAAUAAUGUCUAAUGUUUGAGUAUAUGUUAAAUGAUAUCUGGUUUCCAAAUGCAUCAAAGAGUCUGUUUCGAAAGAGGAGCUGUAUAUUCAUUAACAUGUACCUGUGUUAAUAAUUUCAAGCCUUGCAUCGCUUGUUGAUUCUGUUUAAAAUAACGUAGCUAUACUAUAUAUCAGAAAGUAUUCAUGUAUACUGCAUGGUAUUUUCAAAGGACCUAUAGAAAUGUUUGGAAAUCAGGUAACCAAUGAACUUUUAGUGUAUUUUAGCACUCACCAACUGCGCACAAGUCGUUCCUCCAAGAAGCCAUUGAUUGACUUAUUGAAUUUUAAACUAUUAGGUCAGUGUUCCUUGUAUUUCACUAGAAUUACAUUCCAUUACGAUUGCAAUGUCAGUGCAUUUAUGGCAGGUAGCCUUCCCUCAUGCACCCCCGACCCCUCAACCGGACCAAAAAGCGAUGCUGCAUGUGUGAUGUGAUCAUGCGAGGGGAAAUCCAGCCCAUGCUGUGAUUUUCAACGCCCACAUUUAUGCAAAACUUUAGUGAAAAUGAAACAUGAUCGAGUCGAAUUAACUCAAUUGUAACUAUUUAAUAAUUGUAAAUAUGAAUGAUACUACUAUAUCCUGGAUAUACAAUUGUAAAAUUCUGUGAUGAAAAGUUAUAUAAAACUACUGCA